UACUCUAGCACACACAGAUACAUGAAUAGAGAUGGGAUUUUGUGCCGUGAUAACUGAGUUAUACUCACUCUACGGCGGCUGGUUUGAUGGGUUUUGUGGGAUGUAGGAUGUGGAUAUCCAUCCGUAUGUGUACGUGCGUUUGUGUUUUGCCUGAAUGUGCGUCCGUCUCUCUCCAGCCCCACCAUGGCAGCACAACUCCGAUGACGCCACAAAAGAAAAAAAAGGGCGACAGUCUCCCGACCAACCCCUCUCCCUCCACGCCCUGAAUAUAUCUCAUAUAGGCCAUUCUGCAUUAUACCUACGAUCUGUCAUGGUAUAUUCUUUGCUUAUUCACGGCAUUAGAGCGGAAAAAUAUAUGCAAAUGUCAUGUAAUGCAUGCUGAGUCAAAUGGACUCUUCGCGACCAAGCGCUGCGGACUGUUGCGGACUGUUGAUUACCAUAUCUACUCAUAAUAUUAGUCUUACCCUUACUACCCCAUUUCCGUAAAAACGGCGCUAAUGGUGGGGUGAGACGGCCCCAACGUCACCAAUGUUGUGUUAGGCGAGGGGGAGGGGGUACUCAAUCGUCCAUAGCUCCUCCGAACCUCGCCCUCCUCUCUCAAGAAUCUUUUUAAUACUCAUACUUCCCCGUGCAAAAACUUCUUCGGAUCACGAUUUGAUAUUGUAAUCCGUGAGACGACGAGAGAUAUAUACAGCUGAGAUACCAUCGAGUAAGCUGAGUGUGAAUUGGACUAUCUUCAUUACUGCGAACCUCAUCGGAGAAAUCAGCAUCAACACACCUCAAUUACACAUAUACACCGUCUCCCGCGUGUCCAUCGCUCUCUAACCUAUCCCCACGAAUUUUCCCGCCAACCCAAUCCACACCCACCACCGCCAAAAUGGUCAAAGCAGCCGACUCCCCCGCCUGGAAGGCGCUCGAGGAGCACCACUCCAGCGUCGGCAAGUCCUUCGUGCUGAAGAAGGAGUUCGAGAGCGACCCCAAGCGCUUCGACAAGUUCUCCUUCGCCUUCGACAACGCCGCCGACAAGUCGCAGAUCCUCUUCGACUUCUCCAAGAACUUCCUCACCGACGAGACCCUCAAGCUGCUCGUCGAGGUCGCCAAGGCUGCCGGCGUCGAGAAGCUUCGUGAUGAGAUGUUCAACGGGGAGAAGAUCAACUUCACUGAGGAUCGUGCUGUCUACCACGCUGCGCUCCGCAAUGUCGCUAAUGAUGUCAUGGAGGUUGAUGGCGUGAAUGUCGCGCCUGAGGUGAGCAAGGUCUUGGACCACAUGAAGGAGUUCAGCGAGCAGGUUCGCAGCGGAGAGUGGAAGGGUUUCACCGGCAAGAAGCUGACUACCAUUGUCAACAUCGGCAUUGGUGGUUCUGAUCUUGGCCCUGUCAUGGUUACUGAGGCGCUGAAGUUCUAUGGUGAUCGCGAUAUGAAACUCCACUUUGUUUCCAACAUUGAUGGAACGCACAUCGCUGAGGCCCUGAGGGAUUCGGACCCAGAGACGACCCUUUUCCUCGUUGCUUCCAAGACCUUCACCACCGCCGAGACUACCACGAACGCCAACACCGCGAAGAACUGGUUCCUGACCAAGGGCGGAAACCAGGAAGCCAUCGCAAAGCACUUCGUCGCUCUAUCCACCAACGAGGCGGAGGUCACCAAGUUCGGCAUCGACGCCAAGAACAUGUUCGGCUUCGAGAGCUGGGUCGGCGGACGCUACAGCGUCUGGAGCGCCAUCGGCCUCAGCGUGGCCCUCUACAUCGGCUUUGACAACUUCCACGCCUUCCUCGCCGGCGCCCAAGCCAUGGACAAGCACUUCCGCGAAGCGCCGAUCGAGAAGAACAUCCCCAUGAUCGGCGGCCUCCUCAGCGUCUACUACAGCGACUUCUACGGCGCGCAAACCCACCUAGUCUCACCCUUUGACCAAUACCUGCACCGCUUCCCCGCCUACCUGCAACAGCUCUCCAUGGAAUCCAACGGCAAAUCCGUCGACCGCGACGGCAAGAUGGUGUCCUACACCACUGGCCCCGUCCUCUUCGGCGAGCCCGCCACCAACGCCCAGCACUCCUUCUACCAGCUCCUCCACCAGGGCACCAAGCUCAUCCCCACCGACUUCAUCAUCGCCGCCGAGUCCCACAACCCCGUCGAGAACAACAAGCACCAGCUCAUGCUCGCUUCCAACUUCUUCGCCCAGGCCGAGGCUCUCAUGGUCGGCAAGACCGCCGAGCAACUCAAGGCCGAGGGUACGGACGACGCGUUGAUCCCGCACAAGACCUUCCUGGGGAACAGACCCACGACGUCGAUUGUGGCGCAGAAGAUCACCCCUGCCACGCUUGGUGCGCUGAUCGUAUACUACGAGCAUGUCACGUUCACGGAGGGCGCGGUGUGGAACAUCAACUCGUUUGAUCAGUGGGGUGUUGAGCUUGGGAAGUCGCUGGCGAAGGCGAUCCUGAGCGAGUUGGAAGAGGAUAAGGAGGGGAAGCAUGAUAGUUCUACUGCGGGCCUUAUUGCCGCGUUUAAGGCGAAGGCGGCGAAGGGGUCGAAGAUCUAAGUGGGGGGGGGGUGUCGAAUACUGACUGGAGUAGAUGAUAUGUUGUUGUGUUGCUGAGUGAUGAUUUAUGGUGGAUGAGAGAU
Pseudogymnoascus verrucosus is the source of this 2619-nucleotide messenger RNA. RefSeq names its product glucose-6-phosphate isomerase (gene PGI1). Gene Ontology annotation, cellular component: cytosol. Gene Ontology annotation, molecular function: monosaccharide binding; glucose-6-phosphate isomerase activity; carbohydrate derivative binding. Bases 878 to 2536 code for a protein of 552 amino acids. The record is from RefSeq and is a predicted model, not a curated record. Lineage: Eukaryota; Fungi; Ascomycota; Leotiomycetes; Thelebolales; Thelebolaceae. The transcript is spliced from 3 exons. Gene Ontology annotation, biological process: gluconeogenesis; glucose 6-phosphate metabolic process; glycolytic process.